GCAUAGACGCUGAUUAAGUUGGUUCUCAUAGUCGCUGCGCAUAGUGAAUUACAUUUUGGGAUGAGUUUCUUCAAUGUCGCGUGCUGAGGCUUCUCUGGAAUCUGGAAGUGGAUUCGAUGAAGAGAUCAGUCGGUUCAUGUCUGCCGUUCAUGGCGAGAAUUUGAUUGAGUUAUUACGUCAGAAAUGUGCCAUAGGCACUGCAAUAAGUGAAACCCUUACAGGUUCCGAUGCUAUCACAUUCACUCAAUCACUGUCUUAUCGCAAAUUGUGGCAUAGUAACUUUGACGAAAGCAAUUACAAUGUAGCUCCCAAACGUGAUUGUAUAAGUGCUGAUCUUUACUGUGUAUUUCAUCAGCAGGUAUGUGAAGAUUGGCAAUCCCUAGAAUGCGCCUUGGAGCGUAGUUUACGCAUUUUUGACAUAAUUCCACAUCGGAAGGCAUUGAUACAUUUGACUGAUCCUAAGGUCAGUUGCCUCAAUUUGCUAUCGUUAUGCCUUGGUUUGAAUAAUGUCCUUUUUAUCGGUUUACACAAUGUACCCCAAAGUGGUUCAUUGCCAGGUCCUUAUUUAGGAUUAAUGAAUCCUGGUUCUCGAGAGUCAUUUUUGGCUGCACUGCUUGAGUUUGAGAGUUUAUAUAACAGCAAGUCUGGUACUAUGUCUCAUGACUCCAAUUCGGAUUUUCCAGACUAUGAUUGUAAUGGUCGUUUAGCUGAGAUAUCGUAUUUGGCUUCUGAGUUUGAUGACUUGUUUAAUUAUAUUUUAUACGAUUCGGACUGUUACAGCAACUACACUAAGCCCUUGUUACAGCGCAUGUACUCAAAUAGGGUAUAUGGAAGGCUGAUGCUGGCAUUGUUUGCGCCGGGACGUCGAGAUGAUUACCGUAAUCAGAAGUUACCAACGAUUCUCAAGCGUUUUAAUGAGUUGUUACGCAUUGUAUGCCGUAUGUUGAAUGACAUUGCAUCGUCUAAAAUGUCGGUUGUCAAAAAUGAAGCUCGUAACUUUGGCACCAUGGCUGUGAUAACAUUGAUAUAUUCUUAUCUGUAUGCCAUAUUAAGUGUUCCGUUUUAUUUGACUCCGUGGUAUAAGGUUGGCGAGAAUGAAUCGUGCACUUGCCACGUAUCUCUAAAAUGCAGCAAUACGGAUGUGGAUACAGAUUCUAUAUGCACCGAGCCCUCUAUCCCAGAUGACUUAUCAGUGACCACUUCUUCAUCGCAUCUUUCCAUGUUUGAACUUAAUUCAUUACCUUCUCAGGAUCACAUUGGCCUUCUAGGUGUAGAUUUCGCUUCUGCAGCUGCUGACGCUGCCUGUGUCGAGAGUACUCGUCGUCGUGAUGUUAUGAUGUCCUAUGCAGUUGGGAUCCUUGGGAAUGAUUGUGGUUGGCUUGGCCGUUGUGAGCGUUAUGUUGAUAUGAUUGACAACUACAAGUUGAGUUUAUGUUGGUAUCGCCGUCCAUUCUUCAGCAGUUGCAUGAUGACUAAUUAUAAAAAGGUCUUUCCCUGGUUAAUGCUGUUCCACCAAUCUAAUGUAGGUCCUUGCGGUUAUGCCUGGUUCGAAUGGCAGGGUAAGACUGUUGAGUCCUGGUCUUCGAUCCCUUUGUGGCGUAAUAAUAUACCACCAGCUGGUGGUGGAUCACAGUCAGGUGGAGACUGCAUUCGUUGUUUAAAGCGACUUGUAUCACUGCGUGUGAGGGACUGCGUUUCUUUUAUCUUCGAUCUUGAAUCAGAGAUUAAGCGCGGUGUUCGUCGACAAACCAGUACCUAAUGGUCAAAAUGAUAUAUUACUUCCAUAGUUCGUGUUGUAGUGUAUAUCCAUUUAUCUCUAG
Molecule: messenger RNA, 1820 nt
Organism: Babesia bovis T2Bo
Lineage: Eukaryota; Apicomplexa; Aconoidasida; Piroplasmida; Babesiidae
Exons: 1
Coding region: 74-1759 (561 amino acids)
Source: RefSeq, a predicted model, not a curated record